Messenger RNA from Procambarus clarkii (red swamp crayfish), 3757 nucleotides. RefSeq names its product BRCA1-associated protein. Gene Ontology annotation, molecular function: ubiquitin protein ligase activity; zinc ion binding. Gene Ontology annotation, cellular component: cytoplasm. The record is from RefSeq and is a predicted model, not a curated record. Gene Ontology annotation, biological process: Ras protein signal transduction; protein ubiquitination. Lineage: Eukaryota; Metazoa; Arthropoda; Malacostraca; Decapoda; Cambaridae.
CAAGGCGGACUUGCGGUCGGGCGCUGCUAGUGGUAGGGGGGCACAGGCGUAGUGCAGGAAACUCUCCUCGGAAGUGGCUGACUUUACCUUUUAUUGGGGUGUAGGGGUGGGGGUGAGGCAUGAAAUAUGUCAGUCAACCUGGUGGUGCUGAGGCUUGAGACUGCUGACGACAGCCCGACGCUCAAGCACAUCGAGUACCAAGCUCCCAAAUCUCAUAAUAGACACUGUGGAAGUGACCGUGAGGCGAGCCCAUCAGAGUGGCCUCCCCUAGUGACGGAUACACUGUUGUCAAUACACCGAGGACGCAGGCAACCCACUCAGAUUACUGUAACAACGCUUGAGGAAGGACACAUCAUUGAGGCUGUAGCAGCAGCAGCAGGCAGUGAAGAUUUCAGUAUGGACCACCAGGCGAAAGGUAGCUCUAUGGAAAAUGCAGGUGUAGACACACGCUCAGAAACAGGGAAUUUAAGUUGUGGGGGAGUACUACCAAGAACUAGCAAGGAGUCCACACCAUGUGCAUCCAGCAGCAAAGAAGGCACUCCCGGAUUAAGUGAAGAUGGCAGUAGUGGAAGAAGAGGCCGUUCUGUGAAGGAUCGCGUUUCCUUUGUCUCUGGGAACCCUAUGGUUGAUGUAGCACAUGGAAUUCUUCAUCUUUAUAAAGAGAACACCAAGACAAGUUUGGACGAGACAGACUCACGAUCAGAGAUGUUGUGUAUGCUGGCAGUUCCGACAUCCAUGACAAUCCACGACUUGUUGCAGUUUACAGCGCCCUGUUACUCUGUGAUACAACAUAUGCGCAUCAUUCGUGAUCCCACGCCCAACCAGUAUAUGGUUCUCUUAAGGUUUAGAACACAAAGUGAUGCAGAUAUGUUCUACAAUACUUUUAAUGGCCAACGUUACAAUAGCAUUGAGCCAGACAUCUGCCGUCUGGUAUAUGUUGCACGUGUUGAGACCACAAAAGAAUCUGAGAAUGGAGGCCUUCCUAUCCCUGGCCACACCGAACUACCCAACUGCCCAGUGUGUCUCGAGAGGAUGGAUGAAUCGGUGGAUGGAAUUCUGACAAUAUUGUGCAACCACUCGUUCCAUGGAGAAUGCUUAGCAAAAUGGGGCGACACAAGCCACACCGCUGCAGAGGUCCUCGUCUGUCCUGUGUGCCGGUACUGUCAGACUCCAGAAGAAACGCCUGAUCAGAGGUGUUCACUGUGUGGAGCAGCAGACUCACUUUGGAUUUGUCUUAUAUGUGGUCAUGUGGGCUGCGGGCGAUAUGUUGGUGGCCAUGCACAUAGACACUUUAUGGAGACAAACCACCUCUUUGCACUGCAAGUAGGCAACAACAGAGUCUGGGACUACGUGAGGGAUAACUAUGUGCAUCGCUUACUGCAGAGUGAGGGAGAUGGCAAGGUUGUUUCUUAUGAAAGAUCAUCUCCAGUUGGAGACACCAAGGAGGAAAUGGUGCAGGGAGAAGAAAAACUAACAGCGUUACAACUUGAAUAUACACACCUGUUGUCUUCCCAACUGGAAUCUCAGAGACAGUAUUUUGAAAAUAAGAUUUCUGAGGCACAGGCUGAGGCCUUGCAGGAGGCUGAAGACAGUAGAUCUGAGGCAAAGAGAUUUUCAAUGGAAUUGCAGAAAAUGAAGCAAGAAUUGCUCAAUGUCACUCGAGACAAGCAAUCCCAAGAUAAGAAGCUCCAGCAGAUGACUCAGAAAAUAAGUAGACUUUCAAAAGACCUGGAGACAGAGCAGCAUUUAAACUUGUCGAUGCGCCAGGGUAAGCAGGAAUGGGUCUCCAAAGUUGUCAAUCUUCAGACGGCACUGGAUCAAAAAGAUAAGAGAAUAGCUGAGCUGGAGUCACAGAUAGUGGACGUCAUGGCUCACCUUGAAGCACUCUCUACUGUCAACUGUAAUCCAGAACUUCAAGGUGGUAAGAUUUACAUUGCUCCGGAUACCUCCAAAUCUCACGGGGCGAGACGGAAACAUCGAAAAUAGGCACCACUGUACUUAUUAAUAGGACUUGACCAGUCAUUUUUUUCACUGAAGACUUGGUGCAUUUUUGCUAUAAGUGAUAUGGGGAAAAAUGGUUUUGUAUACUGUGUGAUAACAGGAGAAACUAUAAGCAAUAGAUAUUAGUGGAAGAAACUACUAUAUGAGCAAAUUUGAGUGUGAUUUGUGUGUAAAACAAACUGUAGAUAAUAGUAAAAGAACUCGCAUCUCCGUUUAAUUUGCAUCAUCCUAUUUUAUAAUUAUUUUUUAUAUCAGUUCAGUGUGCUUUUAGAAAAGCAUUUUUUGCUAGUAAACUAACCUUUACAAGAAAACAUUGUCUCAUAUUUAACUGAUCAUUGAGAAUACAGUACAUGUAAUAGAUCAUGUGGGUAAGGAUAUGCAUAGUAGAUAGCAGGAAAGUAAACUUUACAGUGAAAAGUACAGAGAGUCAGACUAUACAGUAAAUAGUGUGGAGAGAGAUUAUAUAGUAAGUAGUAUGGAAAGUAAGAUUACACAGCAAAGUAGUGCGGAGAGAAAUUAUACAGUAAGUAACGCAGAGGUUAAGAUUGUAUUAAGACUCUCUCCACACAGUAGGUAGUGUGGAGAGAGAGAGAAUAUACAGUAAGUAGCACGGAGAGUAAGACUGUACAGUAAAUAAUGCGGAGAGUAAGAUUAUACAGUAAAUAGUGCUGAGAGUAUGAUUAUACUGUAAAUAUUGCAGUGAGAUUACAUAGUCAAUAAUAGUAAGAGUAAGCAAUCCUUGUUGCACAUGUGCUGUUUCAUGGCUGGUUUCUGUGUGCAGUAUUGGUAUGGACAAAAAUUAUUGUACAGGAUUUUUUUUUUAGGUUUUUUAGUGCCCAAGUUGUUGAUCAAGUUGAAAUUUAUAUACAGUACUGUAGUUUGAAAUUUCUGUACUGGAUCUUCAAAUGAUUCAUUUAUUUUAUUUUCCAUAAAUAUUUUUCAUUAGACAUCAGUACAGUAUAUUUGAAAUUAAGCUGUUUAUUAUAGUAGGAAUUUCUAUUUCUGUACAUGUACAUAUUAUGAAUAUACGCUGUAUAUAGUUUACAUAUAUGUAGUGAUAAGUAUUGUACAAAAGUGUCAUGCUUGUAUUUAUUAUCUGCAGUGUCUUUAACCUGGGCUGUUUAUGCCUAGGUUUCCAAUCUUGCUAAUUUCUUCUCCAAUAUUGUGACUCUUCAUAACCGAUGUCUUAAAACCAAGAAGACAAAAAGUGGCAUCAUUUUAGCGUAGAUGAAAUACUUCUUUCUGAGUUGGUCACUCAGUCGCUUCCUUAGGCAAUAUCCCGCUCUUUGCAUUGUUUACUCCAGUGUGAGUCUUUUCAAACUACUCCCAUCAUACCAGGUAAGGGGAAAGAGAGAGACUGGAAAAUUGAUUCAGCCUCAAAUGACCAACAAGGUACUUUAUCUACACACUCACACACUUGGAGGCCUCACGGAUAGUGCCUGGGAGUCGUAGUCCUAAUUGCCCGGGUUCAAUUCCCGGCAGAGGCGGAAACAAAUGGGCAGAGUUUUUGUCACCCGGAUGCCUCGGUUCACUUAGCAGUAAAUAGGUACUUGGGAGUUAGACAGCUGCUAUGGGCUGCUUCAUGGGGAUGUGUGUGUACACAUGUGUUAGAGAGAAAUGUAUGUAGUAGAUAUAAUAGAGGAAAUGUAGAUUGAUUAGAAAGGUGAGGUCUGAGAGCUAAUAGCUCGAUUCUGCAGGCACAAAUAGUAAAUACAUGCGCACAUGCACGCACACACACACACUGUAAUGCUUGUAU